This is a messenger RNA of Colletotrichum phormii, 1081 nucleotides long. RefSeq lists its product as uncharacterized. The coding region runs from base 337 to 1002 and encodes 221 amino acids. NCBI's taxonomy places the organism in Eukaryota, Fungi, Ascomycota, Sordariomycetes, Glomerellales, Glomerellaceae. The record is from RefSeq and is a predicted model, not a curated record. The transcript has a single exon.
AGUUUAGCUGCUGGCUAUGUGAUGAGUUGAUGCCAUGGGUUGAAUGAGACUCAAAAGGGAUCAGAGGCAUUGGAGACAUUGUGGGAGAGACAUUGAAUGAGGCUUCAUUUUCAUGUCCGUGCUGAAUUCUAGGUGCAUUCAGCCGCAGGCUGCUGCCAUGCGCUCACUCAGAUGUCGUCCCAAGAUUACCAAAGUUCUGUGCUGCCGCCGCCGCCGCCGCCGCCGGAAUCUUUCGGGCCGGAUUUGACUCGGUAACGCCGACGAGUUGAAGACGGAGAAGAUGAUGGAAAUACCGGAACAUCAAAAACAUCUCCCCGCCUUUUUCGCGUCGUCAAGAUGCGCCGGCAGAUAGUAUAUUGGCAACACGCAAGCAAGAGUGGCUAUGUCGGGUACAGCCAAGAUGGGCGACGCAACUGUCGCUCACUCGCUCGCUCGCUUGCUUGCUGUGCGGGUGAGAUGCUUUCUCUGCACCCCAGUAAAUGGCUUGUAUCCGUGCUGCGGCCGUGGAUGGAGGGGGACCCGUCUUUACAUAGCAUCGGGCGGCAAAGACUUACGCCAUUGUAUCCACCCCUACGGAUACACCAGGGACUCUAUUUUCCUGGCGCAAGUCGUACGCAAGGGCAUAUGGUGCGUGCCCUCUUCCCGCUCUGGCGAUCAGACCAACAGCUCUUGAUGUGGGAGAGAAAUAGACAGAGAGAUUCGCCUUCGAUGGAGACGCACUCGGGGUUCCCGUCUGUCAAGAUCAAGGUCUUCGUCUGUGGAAUGGACUGCGUUCACAAGGGCUCUCAAGGUCUUGAGGCUCUGGGGACCCUCUCUCCUCUGGUCUCGUACGAGAGACAACAGUUGCCCUGUGACCAAACAACGCAAGGCCGAUUGGACCUUGAGUGUCGCAAUCUUGACCUAGAUGGUAGGGAGGAGGGAGGGGGAGCGCUGGGCGGCUCAGCCGUUGUGCGCGUGGACCAUCCGGAAUGCGGCGGCAGCGGGCUCGUGUUAGCUUCUUGAUCUUGCCAGGUUCUCAGAAGCUUCUGAACAGUCUGUCAGUCCAGUCCGUCAGUGCCAAUUGUCAGUGUCGCGCGCGCAU